AUGAACACCGGCACUGCUACCGGUAGUAAUGAAGUAAGAGUCAACAUUAAGGCUCCCCCUCUUGCUGAUCCGCCCGACAAUGUCUCCACAGUUUACGAUGCUUCGAGAUUUACUGUGACCCUGAGACGACAAGGCGGUACCCUCGCUGUUAGUAUUAUCUCCAACUCCAACGAAUGGGAUGGUAAUACAACUUAUGUGCACAAGUAUAUGCAUCUGGUGCCAUUCGCAAACCCAUGUGGGUACACGACUAUUGCUUCUAAAACUGAGCUUAUAAAUUCAGCAGAGUCUGCGACAGGCACGAUUGAUAUCACCAAGGUACUGCACGACGGCAUGUAUCGCUUUGACAUCGUCUUUUCUACCGACCCAAAGCCGCUUAUGCCGUUGAAAAUUAGGUGCAAGGCUCAUGACAUGAUGCUCACCUUCAUGAAGGAUAAUGAGUCCGCUAAUGUCUGCUUCGUCUUUGAAACAGACAAGAAUUUCACUAAAGUUGGUCUGAUGGCUCAUCGUGCAGUCCUUAUCAAGUACAGCAAGUUUGCUGAGCUCCUCCAAUCUGUUGCUGCCAAGGAUACAGCUCCCCCAAAUGUUGUUCCUCCUGCUUCUGCUCCUUCUGCUCCUGGGGCCGCUAUCAGCGUUAUUCGCGAAGAUGGCGGUUACAGAGCGUUGAUGACAAUCUCAAUGACUGAAUGCUCGUUGGCCGCAUUUUCAGCCAUAGUGCGGUAUAUCUAUACAGGCGACGUCCAGCUUUCGGUCGAUUUGAGCAGUCAUGCUAUGUGCAUAAGCAAGGUAGUGGAGGGUCAGCAUGGUCUCAAGUCCCUACCCCCUGGAUCCCUUUGCUGGAGCCCUUUGGAUACAGGCUCGCCUUGGAAGCUGAAAGAUGUGACGUGGGAGGAGCUGAUGCUGGCGGCCAAUCUUUACGGUAUCACUGACCUUCAAGCGCAGUGUGAACAGGCCGUUAUUAAGCGUACCAAAGCGUCCGAUGCUGUUAAAACCUUGUUUGAAUUUGGUUCCUCCUCUGAUGGGGUGAGGGAAGCAAUGUUGACGAUGAUUGCGGAUAAUAUGGAUACACUCAUCAAGGAUAAGAAAGACCCUUUUGAACUCUUCAAGACCCAUCCAAGCUGUCAUGAUUUCAUCAUGGAAGUCAUGCGUCGCAGAGUCGCGAGAGCAUAA
Messenger RNA from Lobosporangium transversale, 1167 nucleotides. RefSeq lists its product as hypothetical. NCBI's taxonomy places the organism in Eukaryota, Fungi, Mortierellomycota, Mortierellomycetes, Mortierellales, Mortierellaceae. The record is from RefSeq and is a predicted model, not a curated record. Gene Ontology annotation, biological process: proteasome-mediated ubiquitin-dependent protein catabolic process; regulation of proteolysis. Bases 1 to 1167 code for a protein of 388 amino acids. The transcript is spliced from 2 exons. Gene Ontology annotation, cellular component: nucleus; cytoplasm. Gene Ontology annotation, molecular function: ubiquitin protein ligase binding.